AUGGACCCUAAUUCAAGUCUUCCAAAAAGGGAAGAUGACUACACCAUUGAAGAUAAAAAGAAAUUAAGUAUAAAUGACAAAGCUCUUAACUUAUUGUUUUGUUCUCCUGAUUCUACAGAGUUUGGAAGAGUUUCGGCAUGUAAAACUGCCAAAGAUACAUGGAAAAUUCUUCAAACAACUCAUGAAGGAACAUGUCAAGUGAAGGAAUCAAAGAUCGAGAUUCUAUUCUGUGACUAUGAGCUAUUUGAGAUGAAAACCAGAGAAACCAUCACCAACAUAUACACAGGGUUGUCCAACUUGAUAAACAACCUCAAGGGUCUUGGAAAGAGUUUUGAAACUCUUGAGCUUGUAAAGAAAAUCCUUCCUUCAUUGCCAGAAAUUUGGACAAUGAUGGUGACCGCGAUUGAAGAAUCCAAAGAUCUCACCAAAUGA
Molecule: messenger RNA, 432 nt
Organism: Pistacia vera
Lineage: Eukaryota; Viridiplantae; Streptophyta; Magnoliopsida; Sapindales; Anacardiaceae
Exons: 1
Coding region: 1-432 (143 amino acids)
Source: RefSeq, a predicted model, not a curated record